UUUGACCUUCUGAUUACAUUUGUUCCAGAUACAAGUUAUGGUCGAUGACGCAACCAAAUCACAAUUAGCUCGUAUUCCUUUGCUAACAGUAAAAGCUGGUCCCCGAGACUCGGAACAGUGGCCUGCUCGUCUUAAGGAAGAAUACCAGUCUUUAAUUCAGUACGUAAAAAAUAGCAAAGAGGCAGAUAACGAUUGGUUCAGACUUGAGUCAAAUAGAGAAGGUACUAAAUGGUUCGGAAAAUGUUGGGUGUACGACAAUUUAGUGAAAUAUGAAUUUGAUAUCGAGUUUGACAUGCCUGUGGCAUAUCCAUCAACAGCUCCUGAAAUUGCAAUUCCUGAACUUGAUGGUAAAACGGCAAAAAUGUACAGAGGUGGAAAAAUUUGCUUAACGGAUCACUUUAAACCAUUAUGGGCACGCAAUGUUCCUAAAUUCGGAAUUGCUCAUGCUAUGGCGCUUGGGUUAGCCCCAUGGCUUGCUGUUGAAAUUCCAGAUCUGAUUCAAAAAGGAGCUAUUGUGUCUAAAAGCUAACUGGAAGAAGGAUGUACUAAAAUUAUUUAUUGAUGUAAAAUGGUGCGCUUUAUUUGGUGAAGUCACAGGUCCCGCUGAUGUAUGUAUUUUUUUUAUAAUGCGCUGUGUUACAUCAAAUUAUUGAAUAUAAUUCUGAUUAA
Symsagittifera roscoffensis is the source of this 669-nucleotide messenger RNA. RefSeq names its product ubiquitin-fold modifier-conjugating enzyme 1-like. Gene Ontology annotation, molecular function: UFM1 conjugating enzyme activity. NCBI's taxonomy places the organism in Eukaryota, Metazoa, Xenacoelomorpha, Acoela, Convolutidae. The record is from RefSeq and is a predicted model, not a curated record. Gene Ontology annotation, biological process: protein K69-linked ufmylation. Bases 38 to 529 code for a protein of 163 amino acids. The transcript has a single exon. Gene Ontology annotation, cellular component: cytoplasm.